AUGGAGGGAAACCAGACGCUGAGCUUUCAGCCUUUGCCACGUUCCAUGGGUUGCAGCAACAGCCGCGAGAUUGAGAAGAUCCACGAGCAACUGGAUGCCGAAGAUGCUGCACGCAGUCCGGUGAGAACCCUCCAACGAGGGGCCAAGCCUCAGCCCGAAACCACUCCCCUUCCGGGUGAAGCAGUCGCAGGAAAGGAGGAUCCAAAAGACAAAGGAGAAGAGGCAGAGAUCUUUGAGGCUGAGGUGAAGAAAGAUGGUCCCAAGAAAGAGGAGGAUUGGGUGGAGCAGGAUCAAGUGCCCAAGAAAAAACGGAUGGAGGAAAUUGAGACUGCUCAGAUCAAGGAUCAGCUCGCGGAGGUUGGUGAUACCGUGGCGAUCGAAGAAGAUUCUAAACAAGGGAGUGAGACUGCCAAGGUUGAAGAGGAUCCAAAGCCAGAGAAGGAAAAUGAGACAGAACAGAUUGAAGAAGAGGUGCUUGCUGUGGAUUGGUUUGAGUCCGCACGCCUUGGCCAUGUUCCAACCAUGAAGCAGCACCUGAAAAAGGCCGAGGAUGACCAAGUAGAGCACUUUCUAGAUUCUGAAGCUGAGGAGCGCCAAACGGCGCUCCAUUUUACCGCGCAACGUGGUCACUUUGCGGCAUGUGAAUGGCUUCUGAGUAUGAAAGCAGAUGCCGGAGCCAUCACCAAGAAGAAGGCAACAGCGCUUCACAUGGCUGCCUCCUUUGGGCACCUGAAGGUGGUGGAGCUGCUGGUGGAUGACCCACAGCUUUGCAGCGUCGCUGCCGCCGAUCUGUGGCGCUGUACACCGCUGCACCGUGCGGCGGAGGGGGGGUUCAGUGACGUGGCGUUGGUGUUGUUGAAGAAAGCAGCGGAUCCACAGAAGGCGGACCGUGAUGGGAACUCUCCACUCCAUUUUGCUUCGACGUCAGGCUGCCAAGAAUUGGUGGAAGAGCUUCUAAAGCGCCAGGUGCCCCUGAACUUUGCGAACAACGAUGGCUUUUCUCCUCUAGACCUUUGCGUCCGCAAACGUACCUCGGCGGUCGGGGAUUUACUGGUGGCAGCUGGAGCGAAAUUGGUCAAGGAAUUGAAACCAACACCUCCGACACUGCUCUCUGCUGCUGCGUCAGGUCUUCCAUUCCUGUGCAGCUAUGUCUUGAAGUCAGAUGAUCGGCUUGUGAAGAAGGAAAUUGUGGAUACUGACGAUCAAGAUCGUACCCCGCUUCUUGUGGCGGUGAGCAAUGGAAACAAAGAGGUCGUGAAGCGUUUGUUGGGUCAUCCACUUGGAGCAGCUCAUUUGGAGCGACAUAGCUCUUGCGGCCUGGCACCCUUGCAUGAAGCAGCGCGCUCAGGGCAACUGUCCAUGUUACAGAUGCUUCUAGAGCACAAGGCUCAUGUGGAGCACGUGGACGCACAAGGCAGUUCUGCCCUCUUUCAUGCAGCCAUGGCGAAUCAGCUUGAGGUGGCCAAUUGGCUCCUGAGUCAAGGCCUUCGACCCGAGCAAUGCAAUGACCGUGAGCGAACAGCUCUGCAUGCUGCUGCAUCUUCCGGAGAACUUGAAGCCUGUCAAUUCUUGCUUCGGAACGCCGAGGACCCCAAGGAGUUGCUCACGCGACAAGAUUGGGAAGGCGCUACUGCUGUGCAUUUGGCAAUCAAAGGCGGCCAUGCGAAGCUCUGUCGCUUUCUGGCGGGACAAAAUGCAAACCUGCAGGAGUGCCUUGAUUUCGGAGUCACACCUCUACAACUCGCAGCGGACCUGGGACAUGAGGAGGUCUUGCAACUCUUACUUGACGACUUAGUGACGCCCCAGGCGCUGGAACGAGCGUUUCAAGGACGCCAGGGGGAUGGGUGCACCGCUUGGUUGGCCGCCUGUGGUCAUGGCCACCGACGUUGUGCAGAACACCUGCGCAGCGCUGCUGGGGCCAAAGGCCUGAAUUUGGGAGGAAUGAAGGACCGCACAGGGCGCAAGGCGAUGAUUCUGGCCGCCAGAGGUGGACAUUUAGAGCUCUGCAAAUGGCUUUUGGACAUUGGCCUUGGGCAGGUGAGUGAACGUGACAGCUGUCAAUGGACCCCACUCCAUGCGGGGGCUGCUGAAGGACACCGUGAUUUGGUGGAGUGGCUGCUGAAGCAGGGUGCUGAUGCCAGCGCUUUGGAUGAGGACGGCCACACACCGCACAGCUUGGCACGGCGCCGAGGAUUUGCACCGGUGGAGGCGCUCCUGCGCCGCCACAUGGCACAAGUUUCUGUCCAGACUCUGGGAGUACAUAAUCAGCGCCGCUGGAAGGUUCGUGUGGAGCUGAAUCUGGCAGAGAGGACCAGCCCUCCUGACUUCAGUCCUGAGGCGCUCUCUGCGCCCGAAAGCCGGGUGGCCGACGUUGCGUGUGGCGCCUUCUUCUUUACACCAAAGAAGACGGGGACCUCCUUCCGCGCAGAUGCGCCGGUCUUUGUUCCGCGUGACAUGGUGCGGGGGCACAUUGUGCGGUCCGCAGAGUUCGAGACCCCGACGAAGGAGGCGCCCGACAGCUUUGUGGCAGUGCGAUCCAGGAUGUUGGGCGCCCUGCUGAUUCUCAACGAUGUGGAUGUGAAUGGCAACAAAUCCGCUGCGUAUGCGGCAGCUGCUCGAGGCCUGAUCCCAGCACAGAGUGACACAGCUUGCCGUGCUGGGCAUGGAACCAUGGAGCAGAUUCGGUCGUCGUCAAUUCGUCCGGUCGUCGCCGAUGUGCUGCAUCGCAUGGAUGUGGUGCAUCACACCCAACACAGAGGACAUGGGCAGGGCCCAGAGCUGAAGCUCCUGAAGACCGCCAAGCGUUCUCAGGCUCCGAGCGCCUUGGAGGAGCUGGAGAAACAUGUCCAACUGAAUGACUUCGAAAUGCGCCUGGGCAACGGGGUCCGCACCUUGGGCUGUGGAUCCUUUGGACGUGUGCGAUUUGCCAAGUACAAGCCGGAGCGGCCGGGUCGCGGCCGGGUUCCUUUUGUCCGGGUCGAAUUGAUUAAUGGGGUCGACGUGUUUUCCGAGGACGGCAAGUACUAUGCAGUGAAGUUCAUGAAGAAGCAUGAGAUCAUCAAGCUCAAACAGGUGGACCACAUCAACAAUGAGAAGAGGCUAAUGGCGCAGAUCUCCUACCCCUUUAUCGUGAACAUGAUGGGCUACGCCAAGGACUUGCUUUGGGGGGAGUGGACUGAGACGAGCACUUCGUCUACAUUGCCGGAACGCCUGGAGCCGGCUUCCACCGGCGGAGAAGCGACGGGUUCAGAGAAGGAUCCCAGAUCAUGGAAUGCAUCAGUGGCGGAGAGCUCUUCACUCAUUUGCGUCGUGCGCCUUGGCAACGAUGCUCGGAAGUUUUCGGAUGAGCAAUCGAAGUUCUACGGCUUGCAGACUGCUGCUGCCUUUGCUCACAUCCACGGCCGGGGCCCCAAGACGAGCAAGAACAUCAUCCACCGGGACCUGAAGCCGGAAAACAUCCUUCUCUGUCCCAACGGCUACUCGAAGCUCACGGAUUUCGGCUUCGCCAAGAUCGUGGAGCCAGGCCGACGCCGGGAAGAGUUUGACGGUCGUACGCGCACCUACACGCUCUGUGGCACUCCAGAGUACAUUGCGCCAGAGGUCUUGCUGAACAAGGGACAUGGCAAGCCAGUGGAUUGGUGGACCUUAGGUAUCCUGAUCUAUGAGAUGAUUUGUGGGCAGCCACCGUUCUGUGACGAGGAUCCCAUGGGCAUCUACCAGAAAAUCUUGGCCGGCAAGGUGUACUUCCCCAAGUACUUUGACAAGAAUGCCAAGUCGCUGGUCAGCUGCCUCAGCGAUGCCACCGGUGACCUCCCGGGCGUGAAGAAGCUCCUGGUGGCGGAUUUGUCCAAGCGCUUCGGAAACCUCAAGGAUGGAGCUGCUGACAUUCUUCAGAACAAGUGGUUUUCGACCUACGAGCUCCCGAAGCUCGAAGCCCUGGAGUAUCCAGCACCCUACAAGCCUGCCAUGAAGGACGAAAACGACAUCUCCAACUUCGAGGAGCCAAGGGCCCCAGGUAGUGGGGCCUAG
Messenger RNA from Durusdinium trenchii, 4029 nucleotides. The record is from the annotation of a GenBank genome assembly. NCBI's taxonomy places the organism in Eukaryota, Dinophyceae, Suessiales, Symbiodiniaceae.